Messenger RNA from Myxocyprinus asiaticus (Chinese sucker), 5151 nucleotides. Its product is annotated as glutathione hydrolase 7-like. NCBI's taxonomy places the organism in Eukaryota, Metazoa, Chordata, Actinopteri, Cypriniformes, Catostomidae. The transcript has 16 exons. Gene Ontology annotation, molecular function: glutathione gamma-glutamate hydrolase. The record is from RefSeq and is a predicted model, not a curated record. Gene Ontology annotation, cellular component: plasma membrane. Gene Ontology annotation, biological process: glutathione catabolic process. The coding region runs from base 47 to 2143 and encodes 698 amino acids.
UGGAUUUAAACACUGUCGUUUGAUCACCGGUCAUAUUCACUGAUGCAUGCAGAUGAAUGGAGAUUUAUCGACGCGUAGAUCGCUGUUUAACGCGCGUCUCGCAGCGUGCAGCGCAUCCCUGUCUGUAUGGCAAAUCAUGUAUACUCCGGCAGCCAAGGCAGGUGUGACAGUGGUGGAGAAGGAUGCGACUUUAAGCAGCGCAUACUCACCUGUGGACUACAUGAGCAUCACCAGCUUCCCUAGAUUACCAGAAGAUGAUGUGCUCUCUUCAGACAGCACCUUCAAAUCACGCAAAGAUGAUGAUAACUUCCUCAGUGAGCAGGACACCGAGCCUGAUUUGUUCCUGAAUUCUGCCCGACUGCAGCGGUUGCCCUCUUCAGCCUCAGAUUUGGCGAGUCAUAUUAUUUCACCGCUGAGAGAAACCACCAGAGACCCUCUGACUCAAGACUGCGCGUGUACGCGAGAUGGCCUCACCGUCAUUAUCACUGCCUGCCUGACCUUCGCCACAGGGGUCACUGUGGCCCUCAUAAUGCAGAUCUACUUUGGCGACCCACAGGUGUUUAGUCAGGCUGCAGUGGUGACGGACGCUGCCCGCUGCACGUCUCUUGGCUUUGACGUUCUGAGCAAACAAGGGUCUAGUGUUGACGCAGCCAUAGCCGCCUCCCUCUGUCUGGGCAUCAUCCACCCCCAUACAUCGGGCAUCGGCGGGGGUGGCGUGAUGCUCGUCCAUGACAUCCAUAUGAACGAGAGCCGCGUCAUUGACUUCCGCGAGACCGCGCCCUCUGCCAUUUACCAGGAAUUGUUGUUAAAUGUUAAUCAAAAGUCAGGUCUGUUAGUGGCUGUCCCGGGCAUGCUCAGUGGGUUACAUCAAGCUCAUCAGCUGUAUGGAAGAAUGCAAUGGAAAGAAGUCAUCACCAUGGCUGCAGAUGUCGCAAGAAAUGGAUUCAAUGUUACACACGAGCUGGCGGAUGCGUUGUCUAAAGUGAAGGACAAGAAUGUGUCUGAUGCAUUCAGAGAUCUGUUCCUGCCUAAUGGUCAGGCUCCACUCGCAGGACUUUUUAACAAACGCAUGGAUUUAGCUGCCAUUUUGGACCGGAUUGCAGCCAAUGGGAUCUCAGAGUUCUAUAAUGGGAAUCUUACUCAGGAAAUGACAUCAGUGGUUGAAGCGAGAGGUGGCGUGCUGACAGAGGACGAUUUCAAAAACUACACCACUGUCUUACAAAAGCCACUGCAAAGUCUUUACCAGGGUCACCAGGUGUUUGCCGCUCCCCCACCUCACGCGGGAGCCGCCCUCCUCUCCGCUCUGAACAUCCUGGAGGGGUUUAACAUCACAAGCCAGCUGCCGAGGAACAGACUUUACCACUGGAUAUCUGAGUCUCUGAAAAUCGCCUUGUCUCAGGCGAGUGGAUUGGGAGACCCCAUGUAUGAAUCAUCCGUCCCUGAGGUGCUGGCUCAAAUGCUAAGUAAAACACAGGCUGGUGUGUUCCGUCAAAUGAUCAGUGAUUCACAGGCGUCUGCUGCUGAACACUACACAUCGUCAUUUGAGCUGCAGGAGGGGGCCGUUGCCAGCCAGGUCAUGAUCAUGGGCACCGAUGACUUGAUUGUAUCUGUUAUGAGCUCACUGAAUCGGCCCUUUGGAAGUGGUAUUGUGACGCCCUCUGGGAUUCUCUUGAACAGUCAGAUUUUGGACUUCUCUUGGCCAAAUAAAGCCCUCGGCUCAGCGCCAUUCAAUCCGCGUAACAGCAUUGAACCUGGAAAGAGACCCGCCUCCUUCCUGACGCCCAUCGCAGUGAGGCCGUCUAUAAGGCUGUGUGGGACCUACAUCGCUCUGGGAUCCUCCAAUGGUGACCGGGCUCUUAGUGGCAUCACACAGGUUUUGAUUAAUGUUUUAUCAUCACGCAAAAAUAUGAGUGACAGUGUGUCAUACGGUAGACUCCAUCCUCUCAUCCAAACUAACACUCUCCUGGUGGACUCUAAGUUUCUUGAGGCAGAUGUGGAGUUUCUCUUACUGAAGGGCCACAAGGUGCAGAAGGUGGAUGUCAUCUCACUGGUGGAAGGAACCAGGAGAACCAAUGACCUGAUCAUAGGUGUGAAGGACCCACGAAGCGCUGAUGCAUCGGCACUGUCCAUGUCCAUGCCUUAGAGUUCAGCAUGACUUUCCCCGCUCUGUGCUGUGUGUAGACCGCUCCCACAGCGGUCUGUCUUAGAUACUGUUUGUGCACUAAAAAGGGGAGUUAAGAGGUUUUAAAAUAAGCAGAGAGCAGUAAGGGAUGAGUGAAGUGUGUAAAGACAACUAAAGAUGUUGGAUAUGCUGGGUCCAUGUUUGCUGGAUGGAAGUGAGGCACCCUCUGUCCCUGCUUCAGACACACUUGGCAUGCACACACAUAAUGUUGACUGCUUGUAAAAGACAAUAUGAUAUCUGUAUUUAUUUCAUUAUUCAGCUAAAGAUUUUGAAAACCACACUGGCACAUGUUAUGUUAAUGCACAGGACAGAAAUUGGCAAGUCCAAUUUAUACGUAAUUUGAGCAUGUUAACUGCUUCUUUAUGUACACUACCAGUCUAAAGUUCGAACACACGUACACAUUAUUAGUAUUUUCCACAUUUUAGAAUAAUAGUUAAGUCAUUAAAACUCUGAAAUAGCACAAAAAAAUUAUGAUAAUAAUAAUUGUUAUUUAUAUAGCAAUUAUUGUUAUUUAUAUAGCAACUUUCCAAAGCUCAAGGGCAAUACAAAAUGAAAGAGUUCUAUCAGUUUAAGAAUAAAAUCAGAAAGAUAGGGGAUGGUUCAUGACGUGUAAGGGUUGGGGGGUGGGGUCGUUUGAAAUUGACAAAGGUGUCUGUUGUAAUGCCCAGGUUAUGGACAGUCUUUGUGGGUUUAACAAGAACUCCAUCAAUGUUGAUGAAGAAAUAAGAGUAAUUGUAAUUUAGAGUUUAAGGUCCAAUAAGCAUUAUUUCAGCCUUGGUUGAGUUUAGUUUGAGAAAAUUUGAGUUCAUCCACUCCUUAAUAUCAGUGAUACGAACUUCUAGUGAGCGCGUGCUUGGAUAUAUCUGUGUAUCAUCAGCACAACAGUGAGAGCGAAGACCAUUCCGACAAAUAAUAUGAAUUAUACGCAGAUAGACGAAGAAGAGAAGAGGACCGAGGACAGAACCUUGUGGGACACCUUGUGGACAGUACUCGAUAUACCAAUAGGUGAAAGCCUGGAAAUAUACUGUAUGUAUGGCGUAGGAAAUGGUACAGAAUGCAGAGCUGACAUAUGGAAGUACAUGGGAAUUAUACUGUCUUCACAUGUUAUCGCAAUUAUGUAUAAUAUUGAACGACCCCUCAAGUUGUAAUUAUGACUGGGAAACUCUGAGAUCAUUUUGAUACCCAAGUUUCCGAGUUGGGGGAGAUGUAAACUUACAACAUGGCAGAGGAGAGUACGGUUUCUGGUGCGAAUUAAUUAUUUUAUUCAUUUCAUCGUUUCGGUCAUAUUCACUUAUGUAUAUCAGCAUCGUCUGGCAUCGUCUAUGUUUCCUGUUCUUUCCGACAAUAAAGCACUUGAACACAACUACUCGUAACUACAUCUUCAGCAGUGGGAAGUAGGAUAAUUCUGAUAGCACAUGAAGGCAGCAUUAUUGUAUGUAGUGACCAAACAAAUGAAAACUAUUUUAUUUUUGAGCUUCUUCAAAGGAUCCACCCUUUUGUCUAGAUUACAGCUUUGCACACUCUGGUCAUUCUCUCAAGCAACUUCAUGAGGUGAUUUGCUUCCUUUUAUCGAAGGAGUGCACAUGUAUGCUGGACAUUUGUUGGCUGCUUUUCCUUCACUAUCUGGCUCAAAUACAACUAAAAAAAGGGGAUUUGUGAAGAUUUUCAUAUAUAAGGACAAUUUAAAAAAAGUCAUUUCAAGCAUUAAGCAUAAGCCUUUAGAUCAAAAGGUCUUAAAAGGAAUGUUACAAUAAAAAAGUUAAACUCAAUUGACAACAUUAGUUGCAUAAUGUUGAUUACUACAAAAAUAAUUUAGACUCGUCACAUGUUUAUUUAAAAAAGUGAAAAUCUAGGUUACUUGCAGUAAAGUGCUUACAAUGGAACACAGAUUCAAAAGUAUAGCCACAAGUAGAUCACACUAACAUCAUAUUAGCACAUACUGUAUAAUGCUUAUCUCGUGGUUGUACUUUGGAAACAGUGCGUAUUCAAUGUUGUAACUUCCAUUGUAAGUGCAAAGAGUAAGAGUCAAGAUGAGUUUUUGUGGGAACCAACAUUAUGCCACAAAUGUUGUUGAUUGAGCUUAACUUGUAUUUACGACAUUCCUUGAAGACCAGUGAAACAAAUUCAGUCAAGUGUGUUCAAACUUUGAUUGGAAGUGUAUUUCUUUUUAUUAAAAUAAUUACUAGUACCUUGAGGACUGUGUAGGGAAGCAUAAUGCUCAUUCAAGGGUAUUUUCACAAAUGGUAGUAAAUGUAAGAUUAAUGUUGAAUGAAGGUGAAGCUACAUGAAGGAUAUUUCUGAUUAAUUAUUCUACAGUGACAACAAGAGUAAAUGCUCCCAUUUACAAGCAUGCAUGAUGUUGCAUAUUAUUUAUUGAUGAUUUUAGAGGGUUUGGAUAUUAUGUUGGUAAAGAUAUAUUCUUAUUAUUAGCUAAUAAAGACUUCAAGCAUUACCUAAGGAAAUUAUCAAAGGAAAAGUAGUUGAGCAAAUGUACAAACAUCAGUGUCGGGUGUAAAAUAUAUAGCAAAUAAGAUGGAUUUGCUUACAGUUACACUGCAUACAUCUUUACAUGCAAUUGAAUAAAUGGUACAAUUGUUAUUUGCUUCUGUACAGGUAUGUUUUGUUUAUUAUUUUGAAUUGCCGAUGUAGUUUUGCUAAUGCAAUUUAACAUACUUUCCAGAUUGUUACAUGUCUACUGGAUUAUCACUAAUACUUGUUAAAAGACAAAAAAUAAUAGAACUUUUUGGUUUUUAUGUGUGCAACAGUGAAAUGAAUGUUUUUAUAGUAGGCUAUGCACAUUCUUUUCUUCUGAUUGACAAUCAGUUGACUUAUAAAGUGACGUGAGCUUCCUGUUAUAAUAGGCACAUACAGUUUUUUAUGCCAAUUGAACACUGUUGCCUGAUAUUGCACUGUAACAGCAUCUCUUGUAUGUAGCAGCUUUUGGGAACAAUAAUAACUAUUUAACUGUA